Molecule: messenger RNA, 792 nt
Organism: Alternaria hordeiaustralica
Lineage: Eukaryota; Fungi; Ascomycota; Dothideomycetes; Pleosporales; Pleosporaceae
Exons: 2
Coding region: 1-792 (263 amino acids)
Molecular function (GO): protein binding
Source: RefSeq, a predicted model, not a curated record
AUGAGCGCCCCGGGUACCUCGCCACCAAAGGUUGUGCCGCCACUUCACAGUGUCACAUCUCAACAAAGUGCUCCAGCGAACGUCAUCAUCGAAGUCGGCCCAGACGGCAACAAAUACUACAUCCAGAAGGCCUUUCUGGUACAUUACUCCGAAUACUUCAGCAAAGCACUCAGCGGAACAUGGGAGGAAGCCAAGAACGGAGUCGUGACUCUCACCGACGUAUUGCCUGGUGUCUUCAACCUCUUCGUGGAAUGGCUGUAUACUCAGCAUCUUCCCAGCAACUACUCCCAGAUCGCAGAUGGAACAACCCAUGAGCACAAGUGGAUGAUCAGGCUGUACGUGUUUGCAGAUCGUUUCGCGGUGGCAGCAUUACGAACAGCGAUGAACCGAGCGAUCGUCAAAAAAUACAGCAAGCCAUCCCUGCCUCCCUAUUCGUCGAUCAUAUAUGCCUUCGAUAACCUUCCUUCAACAGAUCCAAUCCUAGAUCUGCUCGUGGACAUUACUUUCAUCACAUGGCACUCUUCCCGCGACGGCCCCAAAGGAGCGGCGAUGAUCCAGGACUUGCCAAAGGACUUCUUCAUACGCUUCUACAUGAGAGUCGGCAACGAACGUGCUCAAAACCGUGCAAACGUAUUCGGCGCUUUCGAUAUUGACUUUUGUAGCUAUCAUGAGCAUGAGAACGAAGCGGAUAAGGACAAUUGCCCCAUCCAGUACAAACCGGCCGCCGGAAAAUACAAAUUGGAGCGGCCGGAUGUCAACAAGAAACCAAAGGACACAGGCAGCUCCUCGUAG